AAACAUCCCAUUGACUCUCAUUGGCUGGGCAGUAGAAAGAGGUGGACUCUCCCUGGGAGCUUGAAGGGAGCUGCCAGAAGCCAGGGUGGUUCCCUGUCCCUGCCCAUUUCAGAGGGCUGCCCUUUAGCUGGUCACUACCAUCUCACAGAGGCUGGAGAAGAUAAGUGGGGCCAGAUCCUGAGAUUCAUAACAUCAGGCUCAGUGAUUCAUUCGCAAGCCUCGGCAUUGCCCAGGCUGGUGGUGACACCAGUAUGCAGAGACUUUGGCAACGAAUUUCAGCUAUCUUUCAGUGGAAGACAGAGUCUGAAAAAACACCACAGGAAAAAUCUGAAGAUAUCUCCAAGUUGAAGACUGUCAGAGGAAUUGUGACCACCCUGUGUACCGACUAUGGCUGGAUUAAUGAAUCUAUCUUUUUCAAUACUGACAUGUUGUGUGUCAAAGUCCCACUGAACACUGGGACAAGAGUCAUUGCUCUCGUGGAAGAAAACGAAACAACUCAUAUCCAAAAAGCAAUCAAGGUGAAAACCAUGACUGACCCUGUUGAUGGUACUGAGCAAUCAGAACUUGACAGAGAACUUUGUAUUAAGUGUGUCACCUCGGUCACACAGGACAGCAUCUAUAUUGACAAGGAAACUUCUUUCCCUGUCCAUCUCUUUUCUGGAGAAUUCAUGCCUUACAAAGGAGACUUGUUGCUGGUUGAGUAUUCCAUGAAGCCAGGCACUUCAAACAUGAACAUCCACACCGUGAGCCCCUUAAGCUCCCAGAAUAUGGAUGAGGUCUGUGUUACCAGUACUGAUGGAAAAACUGGAGUGGUGGAAUCCUGUAUCUUUUUCACUGUGGAUUCCCUCCAGAAGCCUACUGAUUAUACUCCAGGAUUGUAUGACAUCGUGAAUGUGGUUGCUGUGGACAGCAUUCAACCACACUGUUCUUGGAGAGCGGUAUCAAUGACCCCAGUGGAAAUGUAUAUUGACCAAGCCUUGUAAUUCACAAUUAUUUCUAAGGCUCUGGGUUAAUAAAACACAAUGAGCAUGUAAUCCAAA
Molecule: messenger RNA, 1040 nt
Organism: Peromyscus leucopus (white-footed mouse)
Lineage: Eukaryota; Metazoa; Chordata; Mammalia; Rodentia; Cricetidae
Product: cancer/testis antigen 55-like
Exons: 5
Coding region: 252-983 (243 amino acids)
Source: RefSeq, a predicted model, not a curated record